This is a messenger RNA of Pyrus x bretschneideri (Chinese white pear), 1080 nucleotides long. RefSeq names its product protein SRC2-like. The record is from RefSeq and is a predicted model, not a curated record. The transcript has 2 exons. Bases 380 to 964 code for a protein of 194 amino acids. NCBI's taxonomy places the organism in Eukaryota, Viridiplantae, Streptophyta, Magnoliopsida, Rosales, Rosaceae.
UUUGUUUGACCAGUGUUGAGGGCAAACUUAAGAGUCCCCACACAGCUGUUUGUGAGCCAUCUCUAUCUCUCUAAUCUCUAGUUCUUGUCUUCUGUUUCUGCAUUAAUAGAUAUGCUUUAGUUUAAUUUUUUUGGUCCAACAAUAUGUAUGCAUGCUUUAUGUAGGAACAUGGAUUUCUUAUUAUUUGUGGCCUAAUAAGCUCGUGACAUGUAUAAACUGUUUUGAGAUUUACGUCCUGCUUAAUUGGAAAGAAUUAUCUUUGUCUAGGGUUCUGAAGAUUGAUCCCAGCUGGGUAAUAUAUAUCUUUUAUUAUUUAAAUCUGAUCAGCAUAACAAUUGUUUGUAAUUAUGUAUGAUACGUUACGACAAAACUCUCUAACAUGUUAUGUUCUUUCAACCAUGAACUAAGUGGUGCCUUCCAUUUGGAUCAAUCUUACCUACUUGAUAAGAUGGGAGGUGGAAAGCACGAGAAACAUGAGACAACUGAGAAAGCACUAUUUUCAUACCCUGCAAGUGGGUAUGGAUCAUACCCUCCACAAGGGUACGGAUCAUACCCUCCACAAGUAUAUGGAUCAUACCCUCCACAAGGAUAUGGAUAUCCCCCGCAAGCACAUCAUGCAUACCCUUCUUCUGGCGGGUAUCCUCCUGCUGCCUAUCCUUCUUAUUGGGGAUAUCCACCAACUGGUUAUCCAGGACCAGGGUAUGGAGCUGCUGGCAUUGAAAUGGGAGGGAUGUUAGCUGGAGGUGCUGUCACAGGUGUUCCUGCGUAUGGCUGUGGCGCUUACCAUGGCUAUGGUGGUUCCCAUGGCUAUGGGGGUGCCGCCGGCUAUGAUCAUGGCAAAUUUCGGCAUGGAAGUUUGGCAAACCAUUUGAGGGCAAGUUCAACAAACGGUAUUAAAACAUAUAAUAUGGUGGAUCUAAGGCAAAUAUCAUGGUCGCUUCAUCAAGAUCCAAAUCCAGUCUAAAAUAAUCUACUUACGAGUUACGCCCUUCUAAUAGUUACUUUAUAAAUAAACACGUGUUUGUAUUUUGUACUGUAUAAAUACACAAAAAAUAAAUAGACGUAUUUGUAUUUUGUUUU